Molecule: messenger RNA, 525 nt
Organism: Dujonia railenensis
Lineage: Eukaryota; Fungi; Ascomycota; Pichiomycetes; Serinales; Debaryomycetaceae
Source: the annotation of a GenBank genome assembly
AUGUUAUUUGACAACGGUUAUUGCGUGGUGGACGGGAACCCUUGUGAACAAGGCUCUGUCUACUGUAGCGAGCAAUGCAGAGAUUCUGAUCUCAUGGAAAAUCAAAAUGUAUUUUUCAACGGAGACGAAGAAAACGAUCCGUUGGAAUCUCUAACUGAAGAAUCUGCCACUUAUUACGAUUCUCCAAUCGAUUCCAUGGAGUUGGAUGACUCUCCUACGUACCUCUUGUACGAGUGUUGCUUAUGCAAGUCAACGCACCAAGCCAGUUCUCCAUGUUCUCACCACCAACACUAUAGAUUGGACUCCGAUCCGCUCGAUUUGAAUUCCGCACCUAUACUGAAUAACGUAGAGUACCUCGAUUCUCAGCUAAGAGAGGAUCUCAAGACAAGGGCUCCUUUAGCUCCUACUAUCCUUGAAACAUUACAGAGUUACACUAAGUAUUCCGAAGACGAUAGUUCGGUUGCCAAGAGUAACUUGUCCAUACAACACAAUUAUAGAAAAUGGUUAGUAAUGGGAAGUAGUUAG